Messenger RNA from Manacus vitellinus (golden-collared manakin), 2047 nucleotides. RefSeq names its product nucleoside diphosphate kinase 6. The record is from RefSeq and is a predicted model, not a curated record. Gene Ontology annotation, molecular function: nucleoside diphosphate kinase activity. Gene Ontology annotation, biological process: GTP biosynthetic process; UTP biosynthetic process; CTP biosynthetic process. NCBI's taxonomy places the organism in Eukaryota, Metazoa, Chordata, Aves, Passeriformes, Pipridae.
CUUCUGCUUCUCCUGGGCCCUUCCCGCAGUGGCCCCAUGUGGGCUUACAUCCUGGCCCAUGAGAACGCUGUCCCUCGCUGGAGAUCCCUGAUGGGACCCACCAAAGUGUUCCGAGCCCGACACAGUGACCCGGACUCCAUCCGAGGAGCCUACGGCCUCACGGACACCAGGAACACCACCCAUGGCUCAGACUCACCCGCCUCAGCCAGCAGAGAAAUUGCCUUUUUCUUCCCCGAGUUCGCGAUGAGCGGCGCUGUGCGUAGCGGCGAGCCGCGGCUGCGCGGGGCGAGGUGUCUACGCCCGCGAGCGGCCGUGCACCGCGUGCUCCGGGCAGACGAGGCACAGGGGACCUGAGUUACCUGCGGUAGGGCUUGCUUUGCUGAGCUGGCAGCACCUGUGGGUGCUCUGUUGGGGCACCAGACGGAGAGCUGUGCCACGCUUCAGGGACUGUGGGAGAGGGAGAGCCUCGUGUGCGUGAUGUCGUGCUCCCCAGGGUCACGUUGUGGGGCAGCGGGCGGGUGCUGGGUGCUGUAGGAAGAGCUCCUCCAGCAAUGCUCCCGCUGACAGUCCGGCCAUGCAGCUCACUGGCCCUCCAGUUUGGUUGGGUGGGAAUAAGACAGGUGAGUUGGUCCAGGGCCAGGUGGAUCAGAGGUUGCUUGUUCCAGUUGGAUUGCAACUGCUUUUGCUGGUUGUAGGCCUCAUGUUCUCUGUUGGCUGUUCCCGCUGUGCUUUAGGCUGAAAGCGGGAAAAAGAGCCCAAAAAAGGCAUCAGCAGGGCAAGAUGAACCGUGCUGUCCUCACUCAUGUGCAGCCAGGUUGGAAAGCGAGGCUGUCCUGGGGUUUGUGUCCUGACUUGUGUCAGGUGGAGGCACAGCUGGAGCUGCUCCCGGCAGGAAUGCAGCACAUCCCAUGAGCUCCACUGAGCCUGGGCUGACCUGCUGCAGCACAAAGGUUUGGAAGCACCUGGCAGGAAGGUGUGGAGAAGCCCAGUGCCUUUGAGGAUCCUCUGGUUUGUGCUUUUGGUUUGCCUGGGGCACAAGAGCUGCAGAUUUGGUGGAAUUCAGUAGUGGCUGUGGAGCUCUGGAUUUCCUGGAUUGACAGUCCAGGGCUGGAUAAUGAAGUUGACUGCAGGUGGCAGGGGCUGAGAAGCUUUGCCAGGGGCUCCUCACGUGAGGCCUCGUGACAAAACACCUGAAGGCAGCUCGGAGCCCUCGGUGUCUGUGGCCUCACUGGGCAGUUCUGUGUCCUUGGGAAAAGGGAUGGACAAAGCCAUUUAGUUGUCUGGAUAAGUGAUGGAAUGAUGACAUGGUGGUGCAGGAGGGCUGGGUGUGGAGGUACAGAGCCAGAUCCUGGCAGGCUGAUCUAUGUUCCCUGGUCUGUGAGGUCAGUUCCUGUACAGGGGUUUAGUGCAUUUACACUGUUCCCCCACAGGCCUUUACGGUGCUGCUGCUCCAGUUCCAGUGCUGUGUUGUAGAGGGAAUUCCUUCUGGUAAUCCCGAAUACACAGGCUGGGGAAGGUGUGAUGUGCUGUGCUUGGGGCAGGAAGGCUGAGCCCAACUCCCCUUCCUGCAGGGAGGAGGGACAGGUGUGGAUGGUGCUGGUCACUGCAGCUGGUGACAGUCUGAGGUUCACCAGUGCCCUGGUGUGUCACAGACCAAGGCAGGGACUCUGUGUGCUCCCAGAACUCUGUGAGGGGUUGGGCAGUGACUGACAAUGCUCUGUUGUGGGAAGUGCUGCCCAGAGCUAUCAUGGUUGAACACAGCUGCAGUGUGUUUCCUCUUCCUCCUGUCUGGGAUCAAAUGGUCGUUGUUCUGUUCCAGGUACAGAUCCAGGGAUCUGCGGGACAUUGCUGCUGUCCCUGUCCCCAGCAGUGUCCAGGGUGGAUCUGCUCAGGAUCCUGUGUGCCUUCACACAGGUCUGAGAGCUGCUGUCCUCGAUGCUGCUGAUACUUUACUGGUAUUUUGUAAAUUGGUGGUGAUUCCUGGAGGAUUUACUCAGUUUUGUGUGUUUUUCUUGUAGUUAUUAAACUUGAUUGUUUUUACCUUUUA